AUGGAAGAUCUAGUUCGAAAAUUUCAGUGUCUUUCUCAGGAGUGGAACAAAAAAUGCCACGAUUUGGCUAUAUGCCAAAAAAGACUUGAAGACCUGACGUUGGACUUGACAAAGUUUUGCUAUAUGCCAAAUCAGGAAGCAUCCGCCACUAAGAGGGAACUGCUAAUAGCACGUGACACCCUGGAAAUCGGUGCGAUAUUGUCGCUUGAAAAGCGGGAUAUGCCUGCUUUUGAGCGCUAUAUGUCACAGCUGAAAUGCUACUACUGCGAUUACAAAGCCAAUUUGCCCGAUUCUCCGUACAAAUAUGAACUAUUUGGAUUAAAUUUAUUACGACUGUUAGCACAGGGAAGGCUUGCAGAAUUCCACACAGAAGUAGAACGUCUAUCUUCAGAUGAAAUUAACUUGAACCCUUACAUUAAACACCCUCUUUCAAUGGAACAGUACUUGAUGGAGGGAAGCUUCCACAAAGUUUUCCUCUCCAAAGGAAAUGUCCCCUCAGAGCGGUACAACUAUUUCAUCGAUAUUCUUUUGGCUGCUACAAGGGAUGAAGUUGCUUCUUGUAUCGAAGUUGCUUAUGAGGAGCUCUCUGUUGAAGAGGCGACUAAAUCUCUUUUCUUCACCCAACCCGAACAAAUGAAAGCCUUCGCAAAACAACGUCAAUGGACUCAAGUUGAUGGAAAAUAUAUAUUUGCAAAGACGAAGCAAACAGAACACGCGUUACAUGCUGAAGACCUCACAAAAAUACUCCUCCACUAUACUCACGAACUGGAACAAAUUAUAUAA
Rodentolepis nana is the source of this 783-nucleotide messenger RNA. The record is from the annotation of a GenBank genome assembly. Lineage: Eukaryota; Metazoa; Platyhelminthes; Cestoda; Cyclophyllidea; Hymenolepididae.